Molecule: messenger RNA, 837 nt
Organism: Meyerozyma guilliermondii ATCC 6260
Lineage: Eukaryota; Fungi; Ascomycota; Pichiomycetes; Serinales; Debaryomycetaceae
Exons: 1
Coding region: 1-837 (278 amino acids)
Source: RefSeq, a predicted model, not a curated record
AUGUCAGAAUUUUACACCAACAACCUCAAAAUCAUCCACAAGUACUUCUGCUAUGGAGUAUACCACCCUGUGUUUUGGUCUGUGGUGGCUAUAGUAGCGACGGUUGUUGUCAAUUUUUCGCAGCUUUUUCACUUGGCAGUCUACGGCAAUGCCGAGUUUUUGUUUGCAUCCGACUACAUAGUCGAUCUUGUCCAGGUAACGGUAUCGCUCUUGUUCAUCACCAGAUUCUCCAUGGGCCAUUUUUUCGGUCCCGUGGGUGAAACUAUUUUAUUGCUGUUACAAAAUAUUGGUUGUGGUCUUUUGUUGUUUCAUCACCAAUAUUCUUUGGUCUACACUCCUAUCAGUACCAUAAUCAAGGUGUUUGUCAUUUGCCAAAUAGCUUGUCCCUAUGGUAUCAUAGCCAUCAACAUAGUUAGCGACUGGUGCAAAGAUGAUGACGACAAGACACCAGCCAACUAUCGAGAGUUUGUCAUCGAUACAAAUAACAAUUUUCUUCCCAUUUUCAUGGGCCAUUCGUUCCUUUGCAUCAACUCCAAAUUUCCGUUUGCAGUAUGGCCCGUGUCUGUGACCAUUUACAAGUUGGCCCAAUUGGCCAUAAAAUUCUAUUGCAUCCAUGUGUUUUGCCUUUUUGAAAUGGUGUUGAUCCGCCAUGAUAUUAUUCUGGAAGGCUUGGCGCCCGACUAUGCUGAGUACUAUACCCCGGUGGUUUUAGGAGAAAUCAAGCAGUCGGCACCAAAACAUGUACAAACCACUCUGAACAAUUAUUUGUUAGUUGCCAUGGCAACUAUUUAUGCAUUUGAUGUUCUCUUUGUGGUUAUUAGUAUAUAUAAUGCUUAG